Monodelphis domestica (gray short-tailed opossum) is the source of this 1458-nucleotide messenger RNA. RefSeq lists its product as uncharacterized. The record is from RefSeq and is a predicted model, not a curated record. Lineage: Eukaryota; Metazoa; Chordata; Mammalia; Didelphimorphia; Didelphidae. Gene Ontology annotation, cellular component: keratin filament.
AGGCCUAUAAAAGCCUUCAUCCAAGUCGAAGAAACUGUCCAAACCCAGAUCCUCCUCCUCCUCUUCCUCUGCUCCUCUCCUGAAAGGCCCCCCAGCCCAGUCACCAUGUGCCACACCAGCUGCUCCACUGGCUGCCAGGCUCCCUGCUCCGUGCCCCUGUGCUGCAAGCCUGUCUGCUGUGCCCUUCCCUGCUGCCACCCGGCCUGCUGUGUGACCCUGCUGUGCCGCCCACUGUGCCCUGUGGGGCCCAGCUGCCAGGCAGUCUGUGGGGGUGGCAGCUGCUCACCCUCCUGCUGUGUGUCCAGCCCCUGCCAGGCCUCCUGCGGCCAGGCUGCUCCCUGCAGCUCUGCUUGCUGUGUGUCCAGCCCCUGCCAGUCAGCCUGCUCUGUGCCCGUCUGCUGCAAGCCCACUCUGUGUGUGCCCGUCUGCUGCAAGCCGAUAGUCUGUGGGGUGCCCUCCUGCCAGGCCUCCUGCUGCCAGCCAGCUUCCUGCACCUCCCUGGUCUGCAGACCCUCCUGGCUAACCACAGUGCCUGGCAUACAGUAUGGCAGCACUGGCACAACCUUCAGCUCACUGGAACUGCAGCAGGCUGCUUUCACUAAGGAGAGAAUGACCCUGGAGACGGUCAUGGCUCCCCUCCAAGCCAGGCUCAGUCCCUUCCCUGCACCAGGCACUCAGCCCCUGCUCUACCCCUUGGCUGCCAAAAGCCCCAACCCAGCGGCUCACAGUAUGACACACGGCUAUUUCUCCAGACCCUUCGUGCCCUCGGCCUCCGAGGUCUCUGUCUGCUCCAGUGAUGUGAGUUGCAGCAGCAACAUCUGCUUGCCCAGCUCAUGCCCAGAGGGUGCCUCCUGGCAGCUGGACGACUGCCCAGAGAGCUGCUGUGAGCCCUGUGGUGGCUGCAGCCCUUCCUGCUGCCCAGCCCCGAGUUGCCCUCCCGCCUCCUGCCUCACCCUCUUGUGCCGACCAGUCUGCUGCGUGCCCGCCUCCUGCCAGCCCUGCCCAGCUGUCUGUGUCCCCUCCUGCUGCCAGUCCACUGGCUGUGGGGCUUCCUGCUGCCAAACCUGUCCCUGUGCACCUGUGCAGUCCUGCUGCUGUGAGCCCAUCUACUGCAAGCCCAGCUGCUGCAUCUCCCUGCCUGUGUGCUGCAAGCCCAGCUGCUGUGUGACCUCUGUCUGCCCAACCCCCACCUUCUGCCCAGUGCCCUCCUGCUGCCAGCCUCCAUGCUGUGUGUCCCUCACCUGCCAGCCUGUGUGUAGUCCAGCCACCUGUUGUGUGCCUCUCUCCUGCAAACCGACCUGCUGCACCACCUCUUCCUCCUCCUGCUGCUGUGGUCCUUCCUGCUGCUGUGCCCCAUCCUGCUGCCGCCCCACCUCCUCUGUGUCCCUCAUCUGCCGGCCCACCUGCUGCAGACCCUCUUGCUGUUCCACCUCCUGUGGCCAGAAAUCCUGCUGUUGA